AUGUCCAGUCUGGACAAAGCAUGGCCCGAUGAACUUGAAGCCGACCACAACACCACUCAGACAAAGUCCCACUGCGGCCCCGGCUCCCGCUCCCGCUCCAGACCAGGCUCAGACAUGGACACAGACUCGGAUUCGCAGUCCAGAGCCAGACCCCAAGACACUCUGCUGGAAGUAGUCGACACGCCCGAUCGCGGCAUGGCCGUCUUCGCCCGCCGCAAAAUCAAAGCCGGCACCACCGUCAUGGCCGAACACCCCUUAAUCCUCCUGCACAAGGACGAAGAGACCGACCCAGCCGCGAUCGAGCGUGAGUUCGCGGGCCUUUCGCGCUCUGACCAGAAAUCCUAUCUUCGUCUCUGGGACGCCCAGAAGUCGCGCAUGUCGCGCGUCGUCUCGAUCUACUAUAGCAACUGCCAUAAUUGUGACGCAUUCAUCAAACCGAAGUCAGAGACGACCGAUGCCGCGAACCACGAACCAGAAUCCGAACCCGAACUUCAACCCGGGACUAACCCCAGAGCAGACUCAGACUCCAAGGUCAAGACCAAAGCCACGCACGGAGACGGAGGGGGUGGUUCAGCAAUAGGCGCCUUCUCCAGCCGCUUCAACCACAGCUGUGUCCCGAACGUGCAGUUCUCGUACGACGAGACCACGAACGAAAUGCGGUUCCGCGCGAUCCGCGACAUCCCCAGAGGCAAAGAGGUCUGCACCAACUACGACAAGACGGUGUUUGAAGGCGCGGCCAAACGGCGGCGCAAACAGCAGAUCUACUAUGGCUUCGUGUGUGCUUGUGAGGCGUGCGAGCCGCGGACCGAGUUCUGGGCCAGGAGCGACGAGCGGAGACGGGGGAUGUAUGAUGCUUUUCGGACCGUGCUGGGGUGUGAGAAGCGAUAUACUAGUACUAUUACUAUUACUAGUACUCACCAACAGCAUGUGCGAGGGGUUAGGACUGCGACUGAGACUGCCAUGCAUGGCCAGCAUCACUCCUUGCCGAAGAAAUAUGAGGCCAAAGAUAAGUCCAAUGGACAAGACUUCGAAUCCGAAUCAGAGUGCUUCUCAAUUGUGGACGAGGCAUUCGCCGCCCUGGCCAAAUUGGAAGCAUUGCUGCUCAAGGAAGGUCUCGUGGGCGGUCCCCUGGCGAACACGUACCGGAGUAUGGCGAAAUGGGCGGAGCGAAGAGGAGACAUGACACAAGCAGCGCGGUGGAAGGGAAAGGAGCGGGAUGUCUGUCUUGUCAUCUUUGGCGAAAGUGCUACGAGUAUCAGGACGAAGGAGAUUGAGGAGAAGUUGAGGAAAUUCGAUAACACGAGCGACAAGGGAACAAUGUCAAGAGACUCCCGGGUCUUGACAACUUUGAGAUAG
Messenger RNA from Capronia coronata CBS 617.96, 1356 nucleotides. RefSeq lists its product as uncharacterized. Bases 1 to 1356 code for a protein of 451 amino acids. The transcript has a single exon. Lineage: Eukaryota; Fungi; Ascomycota; Eurotiomycetes; Chaetothyriales; Herpotrichiellaceae. Gene Ontology annotation, molecular function: protein binding. The record is from RefSeq and is a predicted model, not a curated record.